Penicillium oxalicum is the source of this 1599-nucleotide messenger RNA. Its product is annotated as GNL3/Grn1 family GTP-binding protein. The transcript is spliced from 3 exons. The coding region runs from base 1 to 1599 and encodes 532 amino acids. NCBI's taxonomy places the organism in Eukaryota, Fungi, Ascomycota, Eurotiomycetes, Eurotiales, Aspergillaceae. The record is from RefSeq and is a predicted model, not a curated record. Gene Ontology annotation, cellular component: nucleolus. Gene Ontology annotation, molecular function: GTP binding.
AUGGUGAAACUCGGCAAAAAUUCUAAGCGGGUGCCCACUCGCCUGAGACACAAGAUUGAAAAGGCUGCUGUUGCAAAGCAAAGGAAGCAGAAGAAGCUUGCCAAGAAGAACCCAGAAUGGCGGUCAAAAAUCAAGAAGGAUCCCGGUAUUCCCAAUCUGUUCCCGUUCAAGGAUAAGAUGCUCCAUGAUAUCGAGGAGAAGAAGCGCAUGAAGGCCGAAGAGCAGGAGCGUCUUCGUGAGGAGGCUCGCGCUCGCAAGCUUGAGGCCAAGCAGACUCAACCGGGUACGCAGACCGCUGUGGAUAUUAUGGAGGACGAUCUCGUGGACGAUGACAUGGACGCUGAGGGCAGCGACUCAAACCCUAUGGCGGCAUUGCUCGCAUCUGCCCGCGCCCGCGCCCAAGAGUACGACGAGGAGAAUGACAGUGAAGAUGAGGAGAUGGACGAGGACGAUGAUGAUGAGAUGGACGAGGAUGACGAGGAGAGCGGCGUCACAUUCACGGAUGCUCCUACGCUAGGCAGCGCCAUGAGUUCGUCCAAGGAGAGCUCACGGCGUCAGUUCGAUAAGGUCUUCAAAACGGUCACCGACGCGGCCGAUGUGGUCUUGUAUGUGCUUGAUGCGCGUGACCCUGAGGGUACACGAUCCAAGGAGAUUGAACGAGAGAUCAUGGCCGCCGACAACGGCUCAAAGCGCCUGAUUCUCAUCCUGAACAAGAUUGAUCUGGUCCCGCCUCCCGUGCUCAAGGCCUGGCUGAUUCAUCUGCGCCGCUACUUCCCUACUCUCCCGCUCAAGGCCUCCAACGGUGCCCCCAACGCGCACAGUUUCGACCACAAGGAAUUGACCGUCAAGGGUACUUCCGAGACACUCUUCCGCGCGCUGAAGUCCUACGCCCACAGCAAGCAGUUGAAGCGCUCGAUCUCCGUCGGUGUUAUUGGGUACCCCAACGUCGGUAAAUCGUCCGUCAUCAACGCCCUCACUGCUCGCCUCAACAAGGGAUCUAGCAAUGCCUGUCCCACCGGUGCCGAAGCCGGUGUCACUACAAGCCUGCGCAGUGUCAAGCUUGACAACAAGCUCAAGCUGAUUGAUUCACCCGGUAUCGUCUUCCCUAGCGCCGCCGGAAAGACGAAGAAGUCCAAGGACAACGAGCAGGCCCGCCUCGUCCUUCUGAACGCCAUUCCUCCCAAGCAGAUUGAGGACCCCGUGGCGGCUGUGAACUUGUUGAUCAAGCGUCUCUCCUCGUCCGAGGCUCUCAUCAACAAGAUGCUCGAGGUUUACGGCAUCACCACUCUCUUCCCGACCGGUGACAAGACCACCGACUUCCUCGUCCAAGUGGCCCGCAAGCGUGGCCGCCUCGGCAAGCGUGGUGUUCCCAAUGUUGAAAGCGCGGCCAUGACUGUGAUCAACGAUUGGCGUGACGGUCGUAUUCAGGGCUGGGCGAAUGCCCCUGUCCUGCCCGUUGCCGGCUCUGCCGCUGAGACCGCGGAGCCCACAGCCGGUCCUGUGGACAAUGUUCAGGUUGUCACCGAGUGGGCCAAGGAGUUCAAGAUCGAAGGCCUUUGGGGUAAUGGAGAGGGUGAUGAUGAGGAGAUGGCGGAAUAG